Papaver somniferum (opium poppy) is the source of this 3633-nucleotide messenger RNA. RefSeq lists its product as uncharacterized. The coding region runs from base 1 to 3633 and encodes 1210 amino acids. Gene Ontology annotation, biological process: DNA integration. The transcript is spliced from 6 exons. NCBI's taxonomy places the organism in Eukaryota, Viridiplantae, Streptophyta, Magnoliopsida, Ranunculales, Papaveraceae. Gene Ontology annotation, molecular function: nucleic acid binding. The record is from RefSeq and is a predicted model, not a curated record.
AUGGCCACCAAAGAAAAGCUUCAAGAGAUUUCAUCAACCAGUUCUCAACACACCGAUUCAAUUACUGAGAUUAAAUCUGAAAUCCAGUAUCUAAGUACUAAGAUGAACAUUAUCAUUGGGUUACUUGAGGCUGCACCGAACUCGAAUUCACCUCCAGAUCCUUCUGCAUCUGAGACUCCUCAAACAAAUCUGGAAAAUUCAAUUUCAGGCUUUCAGAAGCUGGUUCACAAUCUUUCUUAUACUGAAUAUCGUAAGUUCUCUCCUACUCCUAAAGUAGAUUUUCCUCGAUUCAAUGGUACAAAUCCCCGUGGUUGGGCUCUCAAAUGUGUAAGAUACUUCCAAUUACAUAAUAUUCCUGAUAAUGAACGUGUUGAUAUUGCUGCUAUUCACUUCGACUCUUCCGUAGAUCUGUGGUUUAUACCAACAGGUGGGUUAAAAGAGGAGAUCCGUACUAUGGUGCAAAUGUUUAAACCUGAUAAUAAUGCAGCAGCUUUUUACUUGGCUAUAUUGCAGCAAGCUUCCAUGCAUCACCAGCAUAAAUCAACUAAAUCCUUCUCGAAACCAUUUGCUCCCUCACCACUUUCUGUUUCCCACACACCAUCUACUAUCAAACCUUUUUUUACUCCAUCCUCCACAUUUACUAAUCACACUGCAUCAUCAUCAUCCCCCACUGUGACUCAUCCUACUACACCCACUAAAACAUCCUCAGACAAAUCUCUCCCUCCUGUUAAACGACUCACCCGUGCACAGAUGCAGGUUAGGAAACACAAAAGGCUUUGUUAUAAUUGUGAUGAGUUUUACAGAAAAGGGCAUAGAUGGAGAGAUUUCUUUACAUUCCUUGACAGGGAUGCCCCUGACACAAUUAGAAUUGUUGGUCAUCUUAAUAAGCACUUUGUCAUUAUCCUUAUUGAUACAGGAAACACUCAUUGUUUCAUUGAUGAUAAUUUAACUUCAAAGUUGGGUCUACAUGUUUCUCCAACUAGACAAAUGCUUGUCACAGUUGCUAAUGGAGAUAGCACUCUCAGUCAAGGUAUCUGCCACAACCUACAUUGGGAUAUGCAAGGCCAUCAAUUCUCUGCACAUUUACGAGUUCUUCCUCUUGGCGGUUGUGACAUUGUUUUAGGAGCUGAUUGGUUGCGCCAACUUGAUGAUGUUACAUUCAACUUCAGUCAAUUGAACAUUUUAUUUCUACAUCAAGGCAGCCAUAUCACACUUCAGGGUAUCACUUCUAAACCUUCUCUAAGCAUGAUUAGUGGAUCUUCAUUGAAGAAGUUUAUUAAGAGUAAUACUCCAGCCCUAAUUCCCCAGUUUUUCUCUAUUUCUACAACUCCUAUACUCACACCUCCACCUGCAGUUUCUACAUUAUUAGGGACAUUUGCAGAUGUUUUUGCAGAGCCUACUGGCCUUCCACCCUCUAGAUCACUUGACCACAAGAUUCCACUAAAACAUGGGUCUAACCCCACUUCUCAAAGACCAUAUAAAUGCCCCUUUAUAUAUAAGUCUGUCGUGGAGUCAUUGGUCUCUGAAAUUCUAUCUAGUGGAGUGAUCCAACCCAUCCAUAGCACAUUUUCUGCUCCUAUUCUCUUAGUCAAGAAGAAGGAUGGUACUUGGCAUUUUUUUGUCGAUUAUCGAAAGCUUAAUGAUAUUACGGCCAAGGAUAAAUUUCCUAUUCCUCUUAUUAAAGAAUUGUUGGAUGAGUUGAAUGGUUCUGUGGUAUUUUCCAGGAUUGAUCUUCGUUCUGGGUAUUACCAAAUCCGGGUUUAUGCACCUGACGUUCACAAGACUGCUUUUCGCACUCAUCAAGGCCAUUACGAGUUCAUAGUUAUGCCAUUUGGGCUUACUAACGCCCCUGCAACCUUUCAAGCACUCAUGAAUGAGGUGUUUCAGCCAUAUCCCCGUAAGUUUGUCCUUGUGUUUUUCGACGACAUCUUAGUCUACAGUCCAUCCAUUUCAGCAUACAUAGAACACCUUCAACUUACUUUAUCCUUGUUAAGGAAGCAUUUUUUAUUCGCAAAGAUGUCGAAAUGUGCCUUUGCUCAGCCACAACUAGAAUACCUUGGUCAUAUCAUUACUACCAAUGGUGUUGCUGCUGACCCUGACAAGGUUGCUGUAAUGGUUAAUUGGCCACAACCUCAUACACUGAACCAACUCAGAGGAUUCUUGGGGCUUACCGGUUACUACAGAAAAUUUAUUAAGGAUUAUGGCAACAUCUGCAAGCCACUGACUAAUAUGCUCAAAAGGGACUCUUUUUCUUGGAAUGAUGCUGCCACUCUUGCCUUCUCCACCAUCAAGCAGGCCAUGACAUCUGCACCAGUUUUGGCCUUACCUGAGUUUUGUCAGCCCUUUACUCUAGAAACUGAUGCAUGUUCAAGGGGAAUUGGUGUUUUACUUAUGCAGAAUAGUAAACCCAUUGCAUUCCUCAGCAAGCCAUUGGGUCCUAAGGUACUGGCCUUAUCUACCUAUGAGAAAGAAUUUUUGGCCAUUGUUAUGGCUGUUCAAAAGUGGAAACACUAUUUAAGCAACCAACAGUUUAUCAUACAUACAUACCAUCAAAGUUUGAAGUAUUUACUGGAUCAGAAUUUGUCUACUGCUUUACAACAAAAAUGGCUGGUCAAAUUGAUGGGUUUUGACUAUGUUAUCAAGUUCAAAAAAGGGUUAGAUAAUAAGGAGGCCACUCUGGAAUCAAUGGGAGAAAACUCACUUCCAGGUGGUCUACUUCAACCCCUUCCUAUACCUGACACUGCAUGGCAACACAUUUCUCUUGAUUUUAUAGAAGGGCUCCCAAUGUCUUUUAGGAAGAAUGUUAUCUUAGUGGUUGUGGAUAGACUGACUAAGUAUAGUCACUUUAUUCCUCCUGGCCAUCCCCUCACUGCUGUUACAGUUGCUAAAGAGUUCCUUGCACAUGUAUUUAAGCUCCAUGGCCUUCCUAGCUCCAUUGUAAGUGACAGGGACAAAAUCUUCAUCAGCAAUUUCUGGCAGGCACUAUUCAAGACUUUAGGUACCACCUUGAAACUCAGUUCUGCUUACCAUCCACAAACUGAUGGUCAUACUGAAAGAACCAAUGCUUGUGUUGAACAAUACUUGAGACAAUUACUUAAGGAGAGGGAUGUUAUGCUGCAAUUACUUAAAGAAGAACUGUCAAAAGCACAGAGUAGGAUGAAAUUUUUUGCAUAUCAAAAGAGAUCUGACAUGACAUUUGCAGUUGGUGAUCUAGUGUACUUGAACCUUCAGCCUUACAGGCAAACUUCAAUGGCUAUAAGAAAGAAUUUCAAGUUAUCUGCCAAAUACUUUGGCCCUUUUGAAGUUUUACAAAGAAUUGAGGAGGUUGCUUAUAAGUUGAAACUUCAUGUGGGGUCUAGGAUACACCCAGUCUUUGAUGUGUCACAGCUGAAGAAGAAAAUAGGCUUGCAGUCAACUACUUCAGCUCAGUUACCUUUGGUGGACCAUGCAGGCCAGUUUGUGAUUGAACCUGUAGCUGUUCUAGAUACUAGAAUUACUGUUAGAGGAUCUUCUCAGAUUCCCCAAGUUUUAGUACAGUGGUGCAAUGCAGACCCAGCUGAUUCAACAUGGGAGGAUGCUGCUCACAUCAAAGCUCAAUUUCCAUAUUCCAUCCUUGAGGACAAGGAUUUCUAA